GGGCAAAGGAGGCGGGCUAAACAGGUAAAGGUGUUCCGCUCCGUCGCUCGUACAACUCAGGGAAGUAUACCGAUGUUUUGCUGAGACCUUCGUGUCUUCAGUUUUGAGGUGGCCAAACAAGCGACGAAAUGGUGCAAGAAGAGAACGAGUUCACCAACCGGCCUGACAACACCGCCUUCACUCAGCAAAGGCUUCCUGCAUGGCAGCCUAUACUUUCUGCUGGCAUUGUAAUCCCAGGCUUUGUCCUUAUUGGCCUGGCGUUCAUCGGCGUUGGAGUCGCUCUCUUUGUCACUUCCAGGAGCAUCCAGGUGUUAGAGAGAGACUACACUGGGGAUGCAAGUGGAACACCAUGUGCUUCCUGCGCCAACUCAAAUGCACAGAACUGCAUAUGCACACUGAAUAUCACCUUAGACACUCUGUUUAAGGGGCCUGUGUUCUUUUAUUAUGGAUUGUCGAACUACUUCCAAAACUACAGAAGGUAUGGGAUAUCCAAAGAUGAUAACCAGCUGUAUGGAGACCUGAAGUACUUCACUAGUCCCAGUGAUAACUGUGCUCCCUAUGCCUAUAACUCCAACAACCAACCAAUUGUGCCAUGCGGAUCAAUAGCAAACAGCAUGUUCAAUGACACCUUCAAGUUGUAUCAGACUGUCAAUGGGACACGGCAGGAGGUGUCCUUGGAUGGAAAAGGGAUAGCUUGGUGGACAGACUACAAUAUCAAAUACAGAAAUCCAACUAAUAACCCUCUGAAGGAUGCCUUCAAUGGUACCGUGAAGCCCAUAUAUUGGUCUAAGCCUGCAUAUGAGUUGGACACAUCAGACCCUAGUAACAAUGGGUUUGUGAACCAAGAUUUCCUGGUGUGGAUGAGGAGGGCAGCCCUGCCAGAUUUCAGAAAGCUGUAUCGACGAAUCUCACAGGACAAAUAUCCAGAUGGUCUCCCGGCUGGAAACUACUCACUUGAGAUUACCUACAACUAUCAUGUUUAUAGGUUUAGUGGGAAAAAGAAAGUUGUGUUCAGCAACGUGUCCUGGAUGGGUGGAAAGAAUGAGUUCCUUGGCAUUGCCUACCUCGUGGUUGGUUCCAUGUGUGUCUUCAUGUCCAUAGUUAUGCUCAUUGUCUAUGCUAAAUUCAAGUUCCCUGAUGAGGAAUGAGCAUCUUGUCAUGGACUAAAACUUCAAAAAUUAUCCUCUUUUUUUUUUUUUUUCUUUUCUUUUUUUUUGGCCUUAAAGGUAUGUUCAUUUUGCAGUUUAGUCAUCAUAAAAUGCUGAAAUCAUGUGUUAUUCUGGAUUUGAAAAUUGCCCCCUAGGUGUACACAGUCUAGUGUUAAGUUUGUUACAUAGGAACUGAUGCAAACAAGGAGCCAUCUUUUUUUUUUUUUUUUUUGUAUUUUUGGGGAUUUUUUGUUUUUGUUUGUUUUUAAGACAUUUUUAAUUUUAAGAUACAUAGCUGUCCAUUGGCACAUCUGUUAAAUUAUGCUUUAUUUGUCUAGCAAACUAAUAUUAAUUGCUAGCAGAAGUCUUAAAAAUGUGCUUUUAUCAUCAAAAACUUUAAAUCAGUAAUAAUUUCAAAGCCAUAAAUCAUUUGAAAAGCUACUGAAUAUAUGGAAUGUAUAAUAUAAAUUGUAAAUGUUGCUGUUACUCAGGGAUAUGGUGUAUAGGCUAACCCCUAAUUAUGUUUUCUCUUAGCUUGUUACAGUUUGAACUAUGGUUUCUCUUUGAAGCUAAUGUUUUACAUUAUGCUGGUAUUUAUUUAAAUAAACAAGACCAG
Archocentrus centrarchus (flier cichlid) is the source of this 1764-nucleotide messenger RNA. It is a transcript of the gene tmem30b, whose product is annotated as transmembrane protein 30B. The coding region runs from base 129 to 1148 and encodes 339 amino acids. The transcript is spliced from 8 exons. Gene Ontology annotation, biological process: phospholipid translocation. Gene Ontology annotation, cellular component: Golgi apparatus; endoplasmic reticulum; plasma membrane. The record is from RefSeq and is a predicted model, not a curated record. NCBI's taxonomy places the organism in Eukaryota, Metazoa, Chordata, Actinopteri, Cichliformes, Cichlidae.